UCAUCCAGUUAACUUUACUUCUUUAAGUGAGGUGCAGUGUGUCUUGUUGGUGCCACGAUGUUCCGCUUCAAAAACAAAACCGCUAGUGAUUAAUAAAUAAAAACAUGCUGUGGUUGAAUUAAAAUUUUAACUGUUUUACAUAUGUUUUAAAGAAUAAUUGCUAGUUCUUUACUAACAUAAGAAGUAUGGAUUUUCUUUGGAGAUACCGUAGAUUUUCUAUACCAAAAAGAACGAGUGAACUGGUUGCCUUUAUUGCUAUAUCAGCAACAUUGUUUCUUUUUAUACACACAAGAGACUUACAUUCUAAACUAAAAGAAAUGGAAGUGAAACUUCAACCUGAGGAUCUUGAUGGUGACCAACUAGAAAGUAGUGCUGAAGGAAUACGAGCUGCUGCGAUCAAGAUUUUGCAGACGACCAGAGAGGUCAUCAGAUGGCAACCAAAUCAAGUCAAUAACACACUGAAAGCACAACAGAACAUUGUUUUCUUUAAUAGAGUUCCAAAAGUUGGUUCGCAAACAUUAAUGGAAUUAAUAAGAAGAUUAAGCAUAAGAAAUAAUUUUGGAUUUCAUCAAGAUAGGGUUCAAAGGGUGGAAACAAUUAGGCUCUCCCCUGAAGAUCAAGCAGUGCUGUCAUCUUUGGUAUCUAGUUAUGAACCUCCAGGAGUUUAUAUCAAGCAUGUUUGCUUUACUAAUAUAUCAAGGUUUGGAUUUCCUGAACCAAUUUAUAUAAAUCUUGUACGCGAUCCAGUGGAACGUGUGAUUUCUUGGUACUAUUAUGUCAGAGCUCCAUGGUACUAUGUCGAAAGAAAAAUUGCUUUUCCUGACAUUCCUCUUCCAGAUCCUAAAUGGCUAAAAAAGGAUUUUGAACAUUGCGUAUUAAGUGGUGAUCGGGAAUGCAAAUAUCUGACAGGAGAAACUCGUGAAGGAAUAGGAGACCACAGACGUCAGUCUAUGUUUUUCUGUGGCCACCAUUCUGAAUGUCUGCCAUUUAAUACUCCAGGUGCCUUAGAGCGAGCAAAAAGAGUUGUGGAACAACACUAUGCAGUGGUUGGAGUUCUAGAAGAUUUGAAUACAACUUUAACAGUACUAGAAAAAUACAUUCCAAGAUUUUUCACAGGAGCGUAUGACAUUUAUUGGAAUGAAAUUAGUAGAUUCAACCCCAUCAACAGGAACGCUUUUAAACCCCCCGUUAGUGAAACUGUUAAAGAAAUCGUAAGACAAAAUUUUACAAAAGAACUAGAAUUUUACCAAUUCUGUAAACAAAGACUGCACAAACAAUAUUCAGCCUUACAACUGGAUAAUAAAACAUAGAAAAUUAUAUAGCACACUCACGCAUUUUAUUUAUAUUUGUCUAUAACUAACGGGUGUUUAUUUAAAUUUGGCGUUUUACUUGGCGGUGAUACACUGGCGGACACGGAAUUUUGGACGAUUUAUCAUUCGACUGACAUAAAAAUGUAAA
This is a messenger RNA of Tribolium madens (black flour beetle), 1458 nucleotides long. It is a transcript of the gene pip, whose product is annotated as heparan sulfate 2-O-sulfotransferase pipe. NCBI's taxonomy places the organism in Eukaryota, Metazoa, Arthropoda, Insecta, Coleoptera, Tenebrionidae. The transcript is spliced from 7 exons. Gene Ontology annotation, molecular function: sulfotransferase activity. The record is from RefSeq and is a predicted model, not a curated record. Bases 186 to 1310 code for a protein of 374 amino acids. Gene Ontology annotation, cellular component: membrane.